Messenger RNA from Penicillium coprophilum, 1707 nucleotides. RefSeq names its product flavin-containing monooxygenase. Lineage: Eukaryota; Fungi; Ascomycota; Eurotiomycetes; Eurotiales; Aspergillaceae. Gene Ontology annotation, molecular function: flavin adenine dinucleotide binding; NADP binding; N,N-dimethylaniline monooxygenase activity. The record is from RefSeq and is a predicted model, not a curated record. Bases 1 to 1707 code for a protein of 568 amino acids. The transcript has 4 exons.
AUGGGGAGCAUAGAAGAGACAGUCUUCAGGCCAAAGAAGUAUAACACUGAGCUCACCGACUACUCCACACUUCACGAUGACAAGACUGGGCCCUAUGCCAAAAAUCUUGAGGUCGAUGCUUUGGUCGUCGGUGCCGGUUUUGCCGGUAUCUUUAUGCUCAAGACCCUUCGUGAUCGCGGCUUGAAGACGGUCAUCUUCGAGGCCGGCAAUGAAACUGGUGGCACCUGGCGAUGGAACUGCUACCCCGGCGCCGGGGUCGAUUCCGAAGUCCCGGAGUAUGAGUUCUCUUGGCCCGAGGUAUACAACACGUGGAACUGGUCCAGCAACUAUCCGGACUACAAAGACCUGCGUGAGUACUUCGAUCAUGUCGAUAAAGUAAUCGGCAUCAAGAAGGACUGCGCUUUCAAUACAGUGGUGGUUGGAGCCCAGUUUGAUACGAACGAGGGGAGAUGGAAUGUCAAAACUGCAGAUGGUCGCACGAUCAAGGCCAAGUAUCUUGUCCUUGGAACUGGUUUUGCCGCCAAGCGCUAUAUUCCUUCGUGGCCAGGCAUGGAUAAAUUCAAGGGUAUCGUGCACCAUUCGUCUUUCUGGCCCGAGGAAGGAGUAGAAGUGCAAAAUAAGCGCUGUGCAGUCAUCGGCACCGGUGCCUCGGGCGUGCAAAUAACGCAGGCAUGGGGCCCUGUGGCUGGCGACCUGAAAGUCUUUCAACGAACCCCCAACCUCGCUAUUCCCAUGCGCAAGCGCGAUCUCACUGUCGAGGAGCAGGAGCGCCUCAAGCCAUACUACCCAGAGCUGUUCCGUUACCGCGAAGCCAACUUCGCCGGCUUCCUGUAUGGUUGGUGCGAGCGUAACACGUUUGACGACACACCCGAGGAGCGCGAGGCCUUCUAUGAGAGAGUCUGGAAAGAAGGUGGCUUCCGCUAUUGGGUUGCUAUAUACAAGGAUAACUUGAUGAACGCCGAGGCCAACAAAGAGUCGUACAAUUUCUGGGCGAAGAAGACCCGUGCUCGUAUCGGUGACCCCAAAACAAGAGAGUUACUUGCGCCGCGGGAGAUGCCGCACUAUUUCGGAAUCAAACGGCCAUGUCUUGAAAAGACCUAUUACGAGCAAUUCAAUCGCGAAUCGGUGCACCUGGUGAACAUCAAGAACAAUCCGAUCAAGGAGUUUACCGAGUCUGGUAUCACCCUUGAGGACGGAACCCACCAUGAACUCGACGUCGUUGCUGUUGCAACCGGAUUUGAUGUUGUCACUGGCGUCAUGACCCAGCUCGGCUUGAAGAGCAUCGACGGCGUCGAGCUCGAAAAAGAGUGGAUCCCAGGCGCAAAGACCUACCUCGGUAUGACCGUGAGCGGUUAUCCCAACAUGUUCCAUAUCUAUGGCGCACAUGGCCCGACUCUCUUGUGUAAUGGCCCCACGGCGGUCGAGGUGCAGGGCCGGUGGAUUUCCGACGCCAUUGCCAAGAUCGAGGCCAAUAACAUCAAGUACAUCAAUCCCAAAAUUGAGGCUGCUGAUAGCUGGAAGAACCAUGUUUUGGAGCUUAAUAACCAAACCUUGUUCCCCACGACGCACUCAACGUACAUGGGUGGCAGCAUCCCUGGCAAGGUCUAUGAGCCAGUGUCCUACUCGGGUGGUGUUCCCGCUUAUGCCAGCGAGGUUCGGCAAGCCCUAGAUAACUGGGAGGAGGGAUUUGACAUUGUCAAGGCUUGA